GUUAAUCGGGACAAUCCCGAUUUAGGGUUUAAGACAGAGCAAAUGAGCAAUGAACAGGAGAGAGAGAGAGAGAGAGCCUGCGGAGUGAUACGUAUAUAUCGAGUAGCGGUGAUAGACAUCAGGAGCACAAAAAUGGCAGAAGAAGGUGAGAAGGAGAAACCAGAAAGCGGUACCACAGAGAUAGAACCGUCGGUAGAAAAAGACAAGGGAGAAAUUGGAAUGAAGCCAUGGGAGCAGCAUUCUGCUGUGAUAAGCAUCCCUCGCUUCGACUACAACGCUCCAUCUUCUAUCCUCCGUCACUCUCACUGUGGCUUCCUCGUCACCUGCCCCAUCAUCAGCAGGUUAACCUGGAACCAUAAAUUGCUGGUUUGCCCACUUCUUCUUAAAGUUGAGCAACCUACUCUUCUGGGCUUUCUCAUCCACAGCUGGUUAGCUCCACUGCCCUGUGCCCUGGUGGUUAGUGUGGUUACUGGUCAACCCCAAUUGCUCCACAUCUAGCUAUUGGUUUUCCCUUCUACAUCUUACUCCACCACCUAGUUGUUAAUCUGCCCUGCCUGCUUGUUCCAUGCUCAUCAUUUCCUUGGCAAGCCAUGCUACCAUCAACCUGCAAUACCUGCACCAAUCAACUUGACCGAGUUUUACUCUGCGUAUCAGAUGCCAAUGUGCCCUGUUGCACUAUUGAACUGACUUGCUCCAUAGUUAGUCUAGCCAAUCAACCAUGCAAGAUAGACAUUUUGAUCUGUCCAGUUGUACUACCUAGUUAUACUGACCAAAUUGUGUUGCCCUGGAUUGCUCCAUAUUUCGAUGAUGGCUCUGAUAAGGCACUAAGUCAAGAUACAAAUGAAAAUGGAAAGUAACCAAUCAAUCAAGUAUCAGAUUUGCAGGUCACAAAUGGAGCAUAAUUCAUGGUAUGAGAAGAUCAGGGGGAGACAAAUCACAUAAUUUAUGCUAUUUACUUAAUUUCUUCAUUGUAUUAGAUUAUAAAUAAGGAGCCUCCCCUAGUGUUGAAGGCAUCGAAUAUUGAUUAGAAAAUAAUAAUUGUUGUAGCUGGGCAAGAAUCCAUUUUUGUUGGAGGAUACUUUACAGUAUCCUUGUUUGUACUUUUUCAUUUUAAUCCCAUCAAUUCUGCGUUGCUUCUUCCUCAUUUGUCUUUACUCUAACUGGCUCCUAUGCGUGUUGCAUCAUAUUAGAUGCUCUACUGCUACUCCAUUGACUCACACUGCCACCUAGUUGCUAGAUAAGCCAUUAUGAGACCACCACAUGUCAAGCACCCCCUCUAAAUAUUGGUGCCCACCACUUCUUGGGCUCAA
Ipomoea triloba (trilobed morning glory) is the source of this 1310-nucleotide messenger RNA. RefSeq lists its product as uncharacterized. Bases 43 to 498 code for a protein of 151 amino acids. The transcript has 2 exons. Lineage: Eukaryota; Viridiplantae; Streptophyta; Magnoliopsida; Solanales; Convolvulaceae. The record is from RefSeq and is a predicted model, not a curated record.